Messenger RNA from Striga asiatica, 1002 nucleotides. NCBI's taxonomy places the organism in Eukaryota, Viridiplantae, Streptophyta, Magnoliopsida, Lamiales, Orobanchaceae. The record is from the annotation of a GenBank genome assembly.
GGCAACAAUAAGUAACCCAGCCAUUAGAAUAUGAGGCGAAAAAAUUGAGAGGGAGACGGAAAAAAUGGAUUACACCGUCGCAGCGCUUAAGUUGCUGUGCGUACAACUGAGAAGCGCCCGCCACAGCCCUUCGCAGAAAGCCUUCACCCACAGCGUCAGCGGCAUUCUCUUCCAACGCGCCUGGCUUCAGGGCAUUAUCGUCUCCGUAUCUUCUUCCUCCUCCUCGGACGGUGAUGCGAGCGGCCGCUACCUCCUUGAUGAUGGGACCGGCGUCAUCGAGCUGUACCUCACACGUGACUAUCUCAGCCGCCCUUGGGAAACGGGGAUGUAUGUAAUGGUGGUUGGAGCUUAUGUGGUCCGUUCAGAUGAUCUCCCGAUGCUUAAGGUUCAUAAAAUGGUUGAUCUUUCGGCAUUUCCUGAUAGGGAGCCAAUGUGGUAUCUUGAAGUCAUGGAAGCCUUCAAGCUUUUCUACCAACCUCUUUCUGAAGAAUGACAAAGAGAGGGAGAGCAGUAGGAACUCUUUAACUGGUACCAAUUGACAUGCUUUUCUCUGGUUUUUACAAAUGAUAUUGUGGAAAAUUGCGUGGAUGAUUGAGAAAAAGUUGUGCUGUUGAUCUCAUGGCGUCUUGUGGUUCUUGUCUAGAGGCUUUCAAGAUCUUUUUGUCAAGCUAGCCUAAGCUCUUGUAGGUUGAACUGAUUGAAUGAAUUGGUAUCAAGGCUCAAGAGGUGUAUCAUGCUGCUUAUGUUUCUUUAUGUUGUGAGUUAUCAAACUUUUGUGCUUUGAUUCAAGUCUAGAAGAAUUUGAGUUGCCAACAUGCAUGAUUGCAAAAUACUAGUUAGUUGCAAAUAUGCAGUCUCCUUGUGUUAGGAUGAUAACCUGACAAGGCUUUGUAAUAAAUAACUACUAAAAUACCAGAAUAUCAAAAUAUUUGUUAUAUUGCCAAGCAUUUUCCUUGCAAUGUUUAACAUGAACACUACAUGCUUCAUGUAGGAUACUCACAA